AAAAGCCCUUAAACUUUGUGUAUACAAUAAUGAAGUUGACAUCCACAAUAUUUUGUCUUAUACUUGAAUACGAGCUUCUAUAUGCCUCUCAAGAACUGCAAUGUUGUUAUUUGUUCAGUGUGGUAUAGGUCUGCGAACACAUUUAUUUCGUUAAAGUCAUUUAUAAUUAUCAGAGAGGGUUAUAUUAUUUUAUUUAAUAAAAAACCCACAUUUGUCUUAUUCAUGCUUUCAUUUUAUAAGGUAAUAACUAAAUACUUUGGCAUACUGCGAUGGAAGGUGACACAGCACUACAAUGGGUGUUAUUAUUGAUAAACUAAUGGUUAUACCUUCAUUGCACAAUUUAUACAGAAACUACAUCACCUCCACAAAAUAAUUGUUCCAACCAAUUUUUAUAUGUUCAAAGAACAAAGACCAACAGCCUCUUCUGAUGCCAAGGGGCGACGGUGAUGACGUCGGCGACAACCCAGACUGCUGUUCUCAUUGUGGUCUUUGCGGCAACGUUAACUGCACUGAUUGCUGUAGGUGCGGUCUUCAUUAAGAAUCGAAUGAUAUUUGAACGCAUCGCGAUCACUCUACCAAAGAUGAUGCCGUUCCCUGUAUUCGAGGAAAGUGGAACUUCAUUUGUACAGCAGGUAUCCCGCGGAUGCAGAAAUGAAGCUGACUUUACCGGAUUUACAGCCAAGAAAGGUGACCCAUGUAAAGAUGACCCCACUUUUGUAAGGUGCCCCAACACAGAUGUGUCCCUGGAAUGUGAAAUGCAGCAACAGGAUUGUAGAAAAACGUCAGCGGACGGAGGUGUGAAGUCAGGUUCGUGGCUUCACGGGAAUGACGUCGACUCUGACGCAACAUCCGGGGAUAAGCCUGAACUCAUGGAGACAUGGUCCUACUCCACGGACAGCAAGAUGUCGGCCUAUAGCUACAGACAGGUUACAUUAGACAGUGGUUGUCCUUGGACUGUUUAUAACUCAUGAAUCUCGGGUAUUUACCUGGAAUGAUCUUGCCAGUUCUCACUGCUCUAACAAUCACCCUCCUCAAUGCCAUCCCCUGAAAUCGCCAGUUAUUUUGUUUAAUCACCCAGUAAGCAAUAUUUCUGUUAUAUAAUGAUCCCAUGGUUAUAUGUUUGUUGCUUAACGCUGCACUGCAUUCUAUAAAAAAACGUAUACCCUGGAGAUUAUCGAGGAUGGUUGCAAUAGACUAUAGCUAUAGUUAUAGUUAUAACGCGCAAUAGUUGUUUCCCCCUAAAUAUUAACCCCUAUUAUAUUCCCAUGAAGAUAAAACAGAAAGAUCUUACCUGUUAUAGAAAUGGGAUCACCGCACGACAGUUGACUAUAGUCUGUUGUUUUGUGGUUGUACCUUCAAAGCAUCAUGUAAUGCCCUAAACAUUGCACUAAACCUGUUUAACCUAGGAUGAACAACGAGAGAGAACUAUUUCUUUAACUUUGGUCCUGAAGGAAAGAGCAAAUUUAAAGUGACCUUGACCUUCCACAACAAGACAAACGUGUCGCAGACAUCAGAUGUGUUCAUUAUUCAUUUUAGGGUUAAUGUGGGUUGUGUUUAUGGAUUUAACGCUCCCACUAUUUUGUACAGGCUACGUUUAGUAAAGUUUUCACUUCCCUUCGUGGUAUUUGGAUGUUAUCGUCCUACAUGGAAGACGAAACGAGUUAACAACUGGGCCAUAUCACAGGUUUCGUUUUUAAGAUUAAUUGAGGAAGUUAUCAAAUUCUCCUUGAGAAAUAAUCUGCGAUUCCGACUAUAGAAUAAUCACCGUAAAUAGACGUUUUCAGAGAAACACGCGGGUAAAGGGUAGAGACAAUCGUGAAAUAAUACUGCGCAGCAUUUAAUGUGGAUAUUCAGAGUGUAGGAUCUGAUUGUGUGAGGUUGGCUGAUGGGAGAUGGCCAUGUAUGUAGUCUCCCGUAAUGUCAUGCAAGUGGAGCACCUUCACGUUCUGUUAACGUUAAAGUUACAAAACGAUACAGGUGCAUGCAGUUAUUAUUAUUAUUUUAUUAUAGGAUAUAUUUAUAUAUAUUAUAUAGUGCACAUAUCCACAACCAGUACAUGCUCAAGGUGCUGGUAUUUUUUUCCUGUUUAAGUGAG
Messenger RNA from Haliotis rubra (blacklip abalone), 2095 nucleotides. RefSeq lists its product as uncharacterized. The record is from RefSeq and is a predicted model, not a curated record. The coding region runs from base 447 to 971 and encodes 174 amino acids. NCBI's taxonomy places the organism in Eukaryota, Metazoa, Mollusca, Gastropoda, Lepetellida, Haliotidae. The transcript is spliced from 3 exons.